AUGAAUUUUUGCCUUAAAAAUUACUUUAGUAGUAUCAAACAUUGUCGAAAAAAGCUAUAUGAAUUUUGUGAUGAAAAAGAGUAUAUAUAUAAAUUAACACAUGAAUAUAUUUACAAGCAUAUUGAAUUAAUAAAAUAUAAUAAAGAUAUAUUAAAUGAAAAAGAAAAUGAAUCUUAUAUAUAUAUAAAAAAUAAUAUUAAUGUAAAUAAAUAUGUUGGGAAAAUAAUAAAUCAUUUGAAAGUUAAUAAAGGAAAUUCGGGUCUUAUAUAUUUCUUACCAACCGUUGUCGAUAUUUAUUUCUUUAAUUAUUUCCAAUUAAAUUAUAAAUAUAAAUUACUUUUUGUUUAUAACAUUCUGAAUAUUAAUAAUGUAAAAUGUUUUGUUUCUACUCAUCAAAGUAUAGAAAAAAAAAAAACACAUUUCUUAAAUAAUUUUUGUAAAAUAUUAUUAUAUAAUGAUAUUUAUUCCUAUAUUAAUCAAGUCCACAUAAUUUAUAUAAAAAAGAAAAAAGAACAAGAGCAAAAAGAAAAAGGAAAAGGAAAAGGAAACAAAAGAGAACUACAAAAAGAAAAAGACAAGUCAUAUAAUUUGUUAUAUCAAAAUGAAGCUAAAAAUAGAGAUUGUCAAAAUAAUAAUAUAAUUCCGUUUUAUAAAAAAAAUAUAUUAGAUCAUUUAUUAUCUCAUGUACAAAAUGCUAAGGAUUUAUGUAUUUUCCUUUUUAUAGUAAGGAAUAUAAAUGCUAUUCAUUCAUUUUGUUACGGAAAAUUAUUAGACAAGGUAUUGAAAAAUUUAUAUUUAUUUAUUAUAAAUGGAAAUGUAUUAAUUAAUACACAUAUAAAUAAUAAUAAUAAUAAUAAAAAUAAUCAUUAUAAGGAUACACAUAAAAAUGGAUACUAUAAUAAUUAUAAUAAUAUACAUAACAAUUACAAUGCUAAUAAUAAUUUAUUAUAUAAUAUAAAUUCUUUAAAAAUGAGAGAUAUUAUAUACAUCUUUUAUCAACUGAUUUAUUUGAAAAAUAACAAUAAAUACAUAUUUAUUCUUAUUAAAAUUUUAAACAUAAUAAAUAAAAAAUUUUUUUAUAUAAAUAAAAAAAUAUAUAACGUUAUAUACACAAAAUAUAUAUUAGAUAUUUUACAUAUUUUAUAUUUAUCAAAUACAGAUAUAGAACAAUUACUUUUUCUAGUUAAUAAAAAUAUUUAUAUUCAACAAUUUUUUAUUCCCUUAAUUUUAACACACUUUUAUUUAAAAUCAUAUUCUAAUCAUAAUAAUUUUCCAUCCCUUAUUUAUUUUAAUAAAUUAUUUAAAAAAAAUUAUCCAUAUAAAAAUAAUAUAUUAUUACCAGUUGAUAUAGUACCUGUUCAAUGUAUAAUAUCAUAUUUACAAAAUUUUAAAAAAGUAGAAACGCAAAAUUAUUUUAAUACGUUUUAUCAAAUGUUGUGUAUUAAGUUUUUAUUAAAAAGAGGAAAAACAAAAAAAAGAAAGAAAAAAAAACAUGAUGAUUAUAAUGAUCAUAAUGAUCAAAAUAUAAAAUAUUUGUUUAAUUAUACAAAUGGUUUUUAUCACCCACUUAAUAUUAACUAUUUUAUAUUCUACAAAUAUAUUAUAAACAAAUUAAUAAAUCAUUCUUUUAAUUUAUAUGUAUCAAAAGUAGAGGAAAAAAAUAAAUGUCUAAAAGAAAGUAUACAUUAUCUCUUUGUAAAAUAUCAAGAUAAUUACAUUUAUGAGUUUACCAAAUCAAAAUAUUUUUAUUAUAUAUAUCUUAAAGAGGUCAUAAAAAGAAAAAAAAAAAAAAAAAAAAAAAUGGACUCCAAGAGAAAAUAUGUUAAAAUGUUAAUAUGUUAA
This is a messenger RNA of Plasmodium falciparum 3D7, 1842 nucleotides long. RefSeq lists its product as uncharacterized. The record is from RefSeq and is a predicted model, not a curated record. Lineage: Eukaryota; Apicomplexa; Aconoidasida; Haemosporida; Plasmodiidae.